AUGGAGUCAGAAAGACAGAGAACUCCAUAUAAACGUGCUAGAACCAAAAGCAGCAUUUCUAGCACUACAGGAGUUCUAGGAGAGGGUGAAGGGGCACUCAGUGAUCAGUGGCCACGAACAGCAUCUGGGUGGCCUAGUACAAGUGGCACAACAGCAAGUGUAGCUUUCAUUCGUCGUCAAAAAAUAUACAUUGGUCAUGUCGGAGAUUCUGGCAUUGUGUUAGGAUGUGAAGAACCAAAUGGUGUGUGGCGUGGAGAAGCUUUGACGCGUGAUCACAAACCUGAAAACAUUCAGGAAAAAAGUAGAAUUACUGAAUGUGGAGGAAAGGUCAUCAAUAAAUCUGGAGUACCACGUGUUGUGUGGAAUAGACCAAAGUUUGGUCACCAAGGCCCUGUUCGUAGGUCAACCCCAAUGGAUGAAAUUCCAUUUCUUGCUGUGGCCCGAUCAUUAGGUGACUUGUGGAGCUACAAUGCAACAAAUGACCAAUUUGUGGUCUCUCCUGAACCUGAUGUUUGUGUUGUACCAAUAGAUAUCACACGCCAUAGAUGCCUUAUAUUUGGCACUGAUGGCUUGUGGAACAUGCUAACGCCUGAUAAUUCUGUCACACUAGCUCAUUCUGCUGAAAAGAAUAAUGAAAAACAUUACCUUGGUGUUCCUACCUCAUGUGGAAAGCAACGGUUGUGGGUCAACCCUUCAAAGUCUGUUGUAGCAGGUGCUCUUGGCCGAUAUCUGAAAUUAAACCUUCGUGCUGACAACACAAGUGCUGUAACGGUUUUUCUUGAUCCUCCAGGAAGACCAAAGCGAGAGGUAUUGCUACAACAAAAAGGUAUGAAGAAAGGGUCUCCGGUGAAGCCAGUAAAGAAAGUAGGAGAAGAGGAAAAAACCCGUGAAGCAACUGUGAAGGUUCAUGUAUAUAAUCAAAAUCAGCCUACUAAACAUGAAGGUAUACGGGGAUUAUUGCGCAUCAAAGAACGUUUACCAGAAAAGUGGCAAACAAAUGCUAACCAGGAGACUUCAUCAGGUGUAGAAGAAGAGGUUCAGGGUUGCGGCAGUUUAGGAGUCCAGGAUACUUGUGACGAUGAGGGUUCGUCUGGUGAUAACAGAGACCCAUUAGCUGUGCACACAACUGACCCAGAGACGACAAAAAUUGGCUGCUCAGAAUGCGGGUGUGCAAAUGUUCAUGCAGUUCCUAGUACAUCAGGUGAUAAUCUCUCAGUUAAUAGUGCACAAAAUAUUCCUACAACUGUGUUACCCCACACCUUGCCAAGUUUUUCACCACCCAGUGAAAAUGAAGUAAAAAGCAGAUUGGAAAGUUUACCAUCUGGGACAGAAACUAAGUCAUCUUUAAGAGAUGAUAUUCAAAUUCCUGUGGUAUCAAGUAGUACACUUAGUCCAAAAUCAGAUAGUAGAAAUAGAAAGCCAAAAACCAUUGUGUCCAAGGGAAAGGGUCCACCAAGUACAAUAUCAGAUAAAAGUGAUAGUCGAAGAAAGACAAGGUCCAAUAUAAAUGUGCCAGUUGGUGUGGAGAGUGAAAAUAGAGAACAAACUCCUCCUGUCCCUUCAAAUAACAAUAAUGAGUGGAAGGAGAAAGAUGAAAAGGCUGGGACAAGUGCAAAGGAGAAGAAGAACUUUGGGAGUCCAAAAAUGGACUCUGCUCACCGUGUUUUGAAGUCUGUUAACAGAGGGACUCCUGAACAUGUAAAUCAAAAUACCUGCUCCCCAAAAGUUGGAACACCAAAGCGCAAGAGGAUAAUGGAUAUUGAGUCUGAACCAAUAGAACCUAUAGCAAAAGCAGCUCGAGUCCACACACGUUCUCAUACCUGGAGCCGUAAGCCCAUGGUUACAAGAAGUCAAGACAGGACCCAUAAAACUCCUGCUAAACAAAAAUGAGAUUAAAUUGAGUGUUUUGAUUUUUCAUUUGUU
This is a messenger RNA of Macrobrachium nipponense, 1923 nucleotides long. RefSeq lists its product as uncharacterized. The transcript is spliced from 6 exons. Gene Ontology annotation, biological process: peptidyl-threonine dephosphorylation; negative regulation of gene expression, epigenetic. NCBI's taxonomy places the organism in Eukaryota, Metazoa, Arthropoda, Malacostraca, Decapoda, Palaemonidae. The record is from RefSeq and is a predicted model, not a curated record. Gene Ontology annotation, molecular function: protein serine/threonine phosphatase activity; mitogen-activated protein kinase binding. Bases 1 to 1890 code for a protein of 629 amino acids.